CGUGUGGGUGGGACUUCCGGUGGAGCACACCCGGAAGAUUCGGAUGCAAGUUUCACUGCCCGACCGUGCAUCCAUAUGGUCGUUAUUGUAAACGUUUUAAUGUGAUUUAAGACUUUUUCUACACCGUAGUCUUGCAAAAAAUGUUAUCCUUAGACUUCCUCGACGAUGUUCGUCGCAUGAAUAAGCGGCAGCUCUACUAUCAGGUGCUGAACUUUGGUAUGAUUGUUUCCUCUGCGCUGAUGAUCUGGAAGGGAUUGAUGGUUGUCACUGGUAGUGAGAGUCCUAUUGUUGUUGUUCUCAGUGGAAGUAUGGAGCCAGCUUUCCACAGAGGAGACCUCUUGUUCCUGACCAACCGGGUAGAGGAUCCAAUCAGAGUCGGAGAGAUUGUUGUCUUCAGAAUAGAAGGCAGAGAGAUCCCAAUUGUACACAGAGUACUAAAGAUCCAUGAAAAGGAAAAUGGAGACAUUAAGUUCUUGACCAAAGGGGACAACAAUGCAGUGGAUGACAGAGGGCUGUACAAGCAGGGUCAACACUGGCUGGAGAAAAAAGAUGUGGUGGGACGAGCUCGGGGGUUUGUGCCAUACAUCGGAAUUGUCACCAUCCUCAUGAAUGACUAUCCCAAGUUUAAAUAUGCCGUUCUCUUCAUGCUGGGUCUAUUCGUGUUGGUCCAUCGGGAGUGAGGUGCUUCAAGCUUCAGCACUUGAGAAGGAUAAACUACGUCCAGGAAACCUCAGUCAUGCCUUUCAGAACAGAAUUAAGUUAGAAUUGUCAAACCCAACUGGCUUUUUGUACCAUUUGUUUGAACAUUUUGUAGAAAUGUGGAUAGGGUGUUUACAUUUGAAAUAUCCAAGCUUUAAAAAUAUUUUUGUGAGGGAACUAGGUUAGAUUUAGCUUGAAGUCUAUCUUUAUUUGUAAUCUUCAGAAUGUGAAAUGACAUUCUUAAAGUCGUUUCUUUCCUGUUAAAUCAUUGUCUUAUGUGAAGAAUAUGUGAAGUAUUUUAUGACAACUGAAUAUGAAUGAAAAUUAAAUAUGAAAUCUGGUUACCAUCCCCUAUGAAUUA
Archocentrus centrarchus (flier cichlid) is the source of this 1060-nucleotide messenger RNA. RefSeq names its product SEC11 homolog A, signal peptidase complex subunit (gene sec11a). Gene Ontology annotation, cellular component: membrane; signal peptidase complex. The transcript is spliced from 6 exons. Gene Ontology annotation, molecular function: serine-type endopeptidase activity. The coding region runs from base 141 to 680 and encodes 179 amino acids. The record is from RefSeq and is a predicted model, not a curated record. Lineage: Eukaryota; Metazoa; Chordata; Actinopteri; Cichliformes; Cichlidae.